This is a messenger RNA of Orbicella faveolata, 3345 nucleotides long. RefSeq names its product RNA-binding protein 39-like. NCBI's taxonomy places the organism in Eukaryota, Metazoa, Cnidaria, Anthozoa, Scleractinia, Merulinidae. The record is from RefSeq and is a predicted model, not a curated record. Gene Ontology annotation, cellular component: nucleus. Gene Ontology annotation, biological process: mRNA processing. Gene Ontology annotation, molecular function: RNA binding.
UCAUUCAACGCGUAAACUUGAGGCACUUACCAUGGCAGAUGACUUUGACGUGGAAGCAAUGCUGGAAGCUCCAUAUAGAAAGGAGGUGAGUUGAAGAAUAACUACAAUUGUGUUUAUGAAGAGUGGAACACGAGUACUGUUACAUACUGUGUCUGAUGGGCUAUGUUAGCUUUGUUCACAACCUUUUACAUCUAAUUUUCACUUAACAACAAAUGGUAAAAGUUUAUAAGUAAAAACUGGGCUUUGAUUUUAAAGAACACGGUGAUGACAUUUUGAGGUAGCUGAAAGAUUUUAACCACUCGAAAAGGAGUCGGUAAUGUUAUCUCCCAAAUGAGAGUCUUUGGGUGAGAAACCUUCAGGAAAGGAUUUUAUCAUAGUUCAAGUGAGGAUGUCACUUCUUGAUUGCUAAAAUCCUCUCUGGUCCUUGAUUGGAGUGGUCAAUAUAUCUUUAAGUGUCUUUUCUUCUUAUCCAGGUAUCUGACCCCAGUAUCUUAUUUUCUGUUUUGUAGACUUGAAAUUACAGCACAACCAGCCUUAUUGAGGUAGUCAACCACCUCGACAGAAAUGACCUUUAUUUUUUAUGAUCCGAUAAUACUGAAUUUAACUUCUUAUGGGGGGAAAAACAAAGAUCCUAUUUAAAGUAUUUAUUUUAAUAAUUAUUGUUUUUGAAAUUUUUGUUCAUGGUAGUUCUGUUAUUCUGAUGAUGUGCGAUGUGUUGAUGAUUUUUCUCAACCUGAGUUAUUUCACUUUGAGAAUCAACUCGCUUUCCAAACUUCACACAUGCAAAAUUCUGAAGAAAUAUUUUUCAAUCAAAACUUUGCUAUGUAACUUGCUACAGACUGUCAGACCAUCAUCAAGAUACUUUUGCUUCUUCAGCGCAAAGUUGUUUCAAAAUCAAAUUAUACUUCUGUGCAUUUCUCUAAUUAGACUGAGUGCCUUCUCUAGCUUUUGCGAUGACCUGUAGAGGUGGGUAUGAUGGUGCUCAGUUUUGUCCAGCAUUAUCAGUCACUGCGGCCAUGCCAUUAUUGAUUCACUUUUGGUGGUACAAGUAUCUAAAAGUGAAUUUAAAGACAUGUUGAGUAAAUAAUAUUAUGCUGUCCCUAUUUUGACUUCAGCACCCCACUAAAUGUAAAAUUAAAUACUUCAGGUACCAGUAGACCCCAACAUUGGCCAAUUUUUACGAUUUAACUUAUUUACAAAUUUGAAAGAGGGGAUAACCAGGAAUUUUUGUUUCCAAAUACCAUAGUUGUACAAAAGUGCCAUCAAAAGUAGGACUGUAAAAGCUUACAUUUCAAAUGUCAUGAAAUGAGUGCAACAUGCUUGUUUUACACUCAUCUUUUCAAGAUUUUCCAGAUUCCCAUGCAUUUUUUACAAAUUUUAAUAGAUUAGGAAAACAAAAAUUUCUGAAGAUUGACUCCUGUGUAAACUGAUUCUCUUUCGCUCAAUGGGUAGGCAAAGGAUGGAAAGAAGUUUGCUCUUGAUGACUCCACCUGCCCAAGCAAAUGGUAGUAAGAGUGAAUCAAAAAGGCAAAGCAGUGAUGGGGAAGAAAGGAGAAAACGAAGUCAACGAAAUCGCAGUCGCAGUAGAAGCCCAGACAGGAGUCGUCGACGUCGUAGUCGUAGCCGUAGCAAUAGCCGUGAAAGAAAUAGAAGACGACGGAGCCGCUCAGGAGGUCAUGAGAGAAGGCGUAGAGGUCGUAGUGCUAGUGGCAGUAGAAGCCGUUCAAGAAGCCCCCCAGACUCCAGAAGACGUAAAAGCAAUGACCACAGAUCUAGACGUGAGAGACAAAAAAGUGCAAGUCGCAGUCCAAGUCCAUCAAAUCGUCUCAAGAAGGAAGAGUUGGAAGGAAGUGAUGGCAAUAGAAGUCCAUUUGAGCAACGUUUGGAAAGAAGAGAGCUAAAACCGGCAGAGGAUAUAACACCAGAAGAAAGGGAUGCAAGGACAGCUUUCUGCAUGCAGCUUGCAAGGAACAUUAGACCCAGAGACUUAGAAGAGUUUUUUUCAAAAGUUGGCCAGGUUGCUGAUGUGCGAAUUAUAUCUGAUCGCAACUCGAGACGUUCCAAAGGGAUUGCUUAUGUUGAGUUUACAGAUCGAUCAGCUGUGCCUUUGGCCAUUAACCUGUCUGGUCAGAAACUGUUGGGUGCUCCAAUCAUGGUGAUGCCUACGCAAGCAGAAAAGAACCGUGCAGCAGCAGAAGCAGAAAAACUUAAGGCUCCACCUGGCCCCACAAGACUAUAUGUUGGAUCCCUGCAUUUUAACAUUAACGAACAAAUGAUCAAAGCAAUCUUUGAACCCUUUGGAACAGUUGAAAGUGUACAGAUGAUUUAUGAUUCAGAAACGGGAAGGUCAAAAGGCUACGGUUUUCUCCAGUUCAAAGAUGCUGAUGCUGCCAGGCAAGCUAUGGAUCAGAUGAACGGAUUUGAACUUGCAGGCCGGCCCAUGAAGGUUGGCCCUGUAACUGAGCGAGGAGACUCCUCAUCUUAUUCAUUCCUGGAUGAUGAAGAGUAUGAAAAAGGUGGUGUGGAAUUAAACUCAACAGCUCGAGCUGCCCUUAUGGCCAAAUUAUCUCAAGGCCAUUCAGCAGGUCUGUCUGUGCCUGGUGUUCCAGCACCAGCAGUUGGUGUACAACAAGCUAUGGCUACACCAGUCUCAAUCCCUCUUCCUACACAAUGCAUCAUGCUCCUUAACAUGUUUGAUCCAACCAAGGAGAAAGACCCAGACUGGGAUGCAGACAUUCGUGAUGAUGUAUUGGAAGAAUGCACCAAAUACGGUUAUGUAUAUCACAUUCAUGUGGACAAGGCGUCAAAUCAGGGAGCUGUAUAUGUGAAAUGUAGCAAUGCGGAAGUUGCUGCCAGUGCAUCAAAAGCCCUUCAUGGGAGAUGGUUUGCAGGUAAACAGAUCAUCGCAAGGGCUAUUCCCCUUGUCAACUACCAUGCCAUGUUCCCUCAAGCAGUGUCUAUGACAAAACCGUUACAGCCAUCCACUUUUUAAGUGACCAAUAUUGUUUCGUCAAAUUGUUUGUAGUUUGUGGAACUAGACGUGCAGAUUCGAAUUUUUAUUUACUGUGCUGUUGAUGUUGUUUGUAAAUAUUUGUGGAGUAGAAGAACCAGUGGUCCCUGUACUCGAAUCACGUCCUUAUGAACAUUUGGUAAUUAGACACUCCGUUCAUAUGAAAUUCUGCAAUUGACAGAGUACGUGACGCGGGUUUCUCAGAGUUCCCGCACGUGCUCGGACCAUUUUCGGACGGGACCAUAUUGUAAGAAUUGUAAACGGGUAUUUUCAAGUGUAUUAAUUGAAUUGUACACUAGAAUGUAAAAUUAAAAGGAUUUUUCGAAUGAUCGUUA